AUGGAAGCAGCGCCAACCACUCCAUCGACAAGUGCGGUCCUGUACACGUACGUGCAAGUGUUGGUGUUGAUGGCAUGGGUUGUGGCGGUCGCAGGAAAAGAGGUUCUUGUGCUUGUCAGCGGCGGAAGCGACUCCGUUGCUCUCCUCCUCGCCCUUGAACGAGCCGCGAAGACCUUCCAGCCGCCCCUCCGGGUAGAAGCGGCGCAUUUCAACCACGGUCUUCGGGGAAAAGACUCAGACGCCGACCAAGACUUGGUGGUGAAAAUGGCAGACAGCCUCCGGGUGCCCUUGCACGUUAGGCGCUGGAAAGGACCGGAAGAGGGGGGCACGGGCGGACCAGGGUCGGGUAUGCAGGAGAGGGCGAGGCGAUGGAGGCGUGCCGAAGCCAAAGACAUCCUCGCCAAGAGCAUGACCGAGGCGGGGGCAGGGCGAGGUGGGAGGGGGGUGAUCGCGACGGCCCACCACAAGGAUGAUCAGACCGAGACGGUCUUGCUCAAGGCCCUCCGGGGGGCGCAUAUCACCAACAUUCAGGGCAUGGCGUGGCACUCGGAUCCUUUUGUGCGGCCGUUGCUGGGGGCCCACAAAACGGAACUCUUGGACUUUUUGGUCCGGGGGAGGCAUGCCUGGAGAGAAGACGGGAGCAACCAGGUGGCGAAGUACGCCAGGAAUCGCGUUCGGCUCCAGUUGAUCCCUCUCCUGCGGGAGCUCGCGGGCGGGACCAAGGCCCUCGACACCCGCGUCGAGGAGCUCUCCCGCCAAAGCCACUUUGCUAGGCAGAUGGUAGAGCGGGAGGCGUUGCGCUGGGAAAGGGCGCACUUGUCAGGGUGCCGUUUCGACGACGAAGCGGGGGGUUGUAGGGAUGAGACUGACCAGGUCGGAGGGGCUGACCAAUCAGCAGGUACCAGGGGAACGGUUGAUCGAUCCGGAGGGGUCGGGGACGUGGCGCCGUCGGGGAUAAGGCGAGAGGAGUUCCCGCUGCAGGCGUUCUUGAGGAAGGGGCCGGGAGGAGAUGGUAGUGAGCAAGGGUGGGCAGGGUCUGACUUGCCCGAGCUGGUCAGAGAGGAGCUGCUGCAUCGGUUCAUCGUGGGCGACUUGCUCCGCAUAGAGCAGAGCCCUGCGGACGGCGGAAUCAUGGUAUCGGGCCUCGAAGGCAGGACAGUCUCGGAGCAAGGCAUAGUGCGACACUCCACGGAUGCAGCCAUCACACCGUGGGAGAUGGUGGUCAGCCCUUGGGGGGAGGGAGGUAGCGUUGGGUUGGGUGAAGAGGGUGAUAGUGGCCAUGGGGAGGGAAGGGCGACUGAAGCGGGGAUGGUGCUCUUCAACGUGGCUGCGGGGGCGCGGCUGCACGUCAGGCGAAAAAAGGAUGGAGAUCGCUUUCGGCCAGCAUGGCGCGAUAGGCCCGCGAAGCUCAAGGAUUUCCUUCGCGGGCAAGGGGUGCCGUUACACCGCAGGGACGAAGUGGCCUUAAUCUGCGACCACCACGACGCGGUUAUCGCGGUGUACCCAUCCUACCCCGGGUUCGGGGUUUGCCAGGACAGCACAGGGGAGGAACCGAUUCGCGUAAGAAUAGCGGGGACGCCCCUGUUCUGUCCCCGCCCGGAAGAUCGGGGAGGAGCACCCGCCUCAUAA
Molecule: messenger RNA, 1629 nt
Organism: Ectocarpus siliculosus
Lineage: Eukaryota; Phaeophyceae; Ectocarpales; Ectocarpaceae
Source: the annotation of a GenBank genome assembly